AUGGAGAGUCUCGAUACCGCCGGUCUGUUGUUUGAGGAGAAACCUUUGCAUACACCGUCCCUGGUGGAGUUGCGCGAUGUGCUUGCGGUCGGUCUAAAAUCUUGUUUCGCUACGGUGAAUGUGGAGGUGGUCGAGUGUCCGGAUUUGAGCAAAGCUCCCUUCCAUCUUGCUGGAUCUGGAUUGAACGGCAGUCCGACGUUAGUUGAAAUUGGUGGUCCACCCUAUCUGCUGCCCACGGUGGACCGUACCAAACUUUACGAUGUCGUACCAAUCGCCAAACGUGCGCUGCACGAUGACCAGAAGCCGUUCAUCGCAAUCGGAGCCGGUGCGGGCCCCUUCCCGUUGGUGAAUUCCAACUGUGAGGGUAUGUUCAACCUCCGCUACAGCCCACCGGGCAAUGUCGUGAGUGAAAGCCACCUGGCAAUGGUGACACUCGAACGGGAAGUGAUAGUACGAAAGAUCCCAAACACCGAGACGCGCUGCGCUCUGCUGGGUAAUCUGCUCGUGGCCGAAGGUAAUGCGGGACCGGUGCUGAAAGUAAGCUGCAAACGGCGCACCGGCAACAAAGACUUCAUUGCCAGCAUCCGCACGUGCUUAGAGGAGCGGUACGGUGAGCGAACCGUUGGCAUGGGAGGUGUGUUUCUGCUGCAAGCGGGCAAAGCCAAACAGCACAUCAUGUCGACCUUCUCGACAUCACCCAUCAACACCGAGGAACAGUUGAACGAGUGGCUCAACUUCUACGACAUGCCGGCGCCACUCAUCAACUUGGGCACGCUUGUCACGAACGAGUGCGAUUUGGACCUGCGGCUACAACACUUUCACAGCUUUUCCACGCACGGUCACGGUGGCCAUUAUCACAUCGACACGACACCGGAGGUGGUCGAGUAUGAAGGAUACUUUGUGGCCGGUGAACGGAUCGUGCGUGUCGAUAAGCCGAUCCAUACGCACAAAUUCGGUCGUGACUAG
Anopheles marshallii is the source of this 966-nucleotide messenger RNA. Its product is annotated as ester hydrolase C11orf54 homolog. Gene Ontology annotation, molecular function: hydrolase activity, acting on ester bonds; zinc ion binding. NCBI's taxonomy places the organism in Eukaryota, Metazoa, Arthropoda, Insecta, Diptera, Culicidae. Gene Ontology annotation, cellular component: nucleus. Bases 1 to 966 code for a protein of 321 amino acids. The transcript has 3 exons. The record is from RefSeq and is a predicted model, not a curated record.